GCUUCGUGCCCGUGUGCAGCCUGGGCUUGGACCAGGUGGGGCGGCUGAACCUGGGCCAGGACGUGAGCAGCCUGCGCUUCUUCACCAUCUGCGGCCUCCAGGAGGGCUUCGAGCCCUUCGCCAUCAACAUGAAGCGCCCCAUCACCCUCUGGUUCAGCAAGAGCCUGCCCCAGUUCGCCCCCGUGCCCCCCGACCACCCCCAGCUCGAGGUCAGCCCGGAGCGGGACAUGGUGGUCCGGGAGCCCGCAGGGCCUGGGGGACCCCAUGGGACCCCCCGCGCCCAGCCCCGCGCUGAGAACGAGAAGGAUGCGGCCACCGAGAAGGGCAAGCCUCGGAGGGGGUUCCUGUUCAAGGCGAGGAAGACAGCCUUUGCGCCGCCCCCCGCGGUGCCCACUGUUCCCCGCCUCGAGGAGGACGUGGUCCCUGAUGAGCGUGACGACCCCGAGGUCAUCAUGAACACCACCACGUACUACUACUCGGUGCGGAUCUUCGCCGGGCAGGAGCCCACCUGCGUGUGGGUCGGCUGGGUGACCCCCGACUACCACCAGCACGACACCACCUUCGACCUCUCCCGCGUCCGCACCGUCACUGUCACUAUGGGCGAUGACAAGGGCAACGUGCACGACAGCAUCAAACGGAGCAACUGCUACAUGGUCUGGGGAGGGGAGUUUGCCAGCAACACGCAGCAGGCGCGGGUCAGCCACACUGACCUGGUCAUCGGCUGCCUCGUGGACCUGGCCACCGGGCUCAUGACCUUCACGGCCAACGGCAAGGAGAUCAACACCUUCUUCCAGGUGGAGCCCAACACCAAGCUCUUCCCGGCCGUCUUCGCCCUCCCCACCAGCCAGAACGUCAUCCAGUUCGAGUUGGGCAAGCUCAAGAACAUCAUGCCCAUCUCAGCCGCCAUGUUCUACAGCGAGCGCAAGAACCCGGAGCCGCAGUGUCCGCCGCGGCUCGUCAUCCAGCUCCUGACGCCGGUCACCUGGAGCCGGAUGCCCAACGAGUUCCUGGCCGUGGACAUGGCCCGCGUCAGUGAGCGCCACGGCUGGAUGGUGGAGUGCGCCGACCCCCUCGUCAUGAUGGCCCUGCACAUCCCUGAGGAGAACAGGUCAGGACCCCCCGCCCCCUUCCUGUGCCCAGAGGACCCAGAUAUCAACAUGAUGCUGCAGUACAAGGCGGGGGCGGACGAGGAGGAGUGCCCAGUGCCCGAGGACAUCCGCGACGAGCUCCUCGACUUCCACAACGACCUGCUGGCGCACUGCGGCAUCGAGCUGGCCGGCGAGGAGGAGGAGGAGGAGGAAGACGCGUCCCUGCGGCACCGGCUCAUGGGCCUGGUGCAGAAGGAGAUCCGCUUCCCCAAGAUGGUCACCAACUGCUGCCGCUUCCUCUGCUACUUCUGCCGCAUCAGCCGCCAGAACCAGCGCUCCAUGUUCGACCACCUCGGCUACCUCCUGGAGAACAGCAGCAUCGGCCUGGGUGGUGAUGUACCUGGCGAGCUGCGGGCUGCAGAGCUGCCCCAUGCUGCUCUCCAAGUCCCCAAGGGCUCCCCCGACAUCGUUUGGAACCCCUGCGGCGGCGAGCGCUACCUCGACUUCCUCCGCUUCGCCGUCUUCGUCAACGGUGAGCGGGACCCCCCGCGGGACCCUGGCCUGGCACCCUGGGGGCCCCUGCACCCCUACCCUGAUGCCCAAAGGUUCGGUGCUGAGGAGACGCACGAGGAGAACCGGGUGCACCUGGGCAACGCCAUCAUGUCCUUCUACGCCGCCCUCAUCGACCUGCUGGGCCGCUGCGCCCCGGAGAUGCAUGGCGCCUUCCUGCCCGACAUGCGGGCGGCUGCCUCGCUGGACACGGUGAGUCCCGAGGUGCUGGGGGGGGACCCAGGGGAUGCCCGUGUUCGGGCACGUGUGGGGCGGCUGAACCGCGUCCGUUGCCUGGCGGUGCUGCCCCUCAUCACCAAGUGCGCCCCGCUCUUCGCCGGCACCGAGCACCGGGCCAUCAUGGUGGACUCCAUGCUGCACACCAUCUACCGCCUCUCCCGCGGGCGCUCGCUCACCAAGGCCCAGCGCGAUGUCAUUGAGGAGUGCCUCAUGGCCCUGUGCCGGUACAUCCGUCCCUCCAUGCUGCAGCACCUUCUGCGCCGGCUGGUCUUCGACGUCCCCAUCCUCAACGAGUUCGCCAAGAUGCCCCUCAAGGACAAGGAGAUCUACCGGUGGCCCAUCAAGGAGUCGCUGAAGGCCAUGCUAGCCUGGGAGUGGAUGGGGGAGAAAGCCCGCGAGGGCGAGGAGGACAAGGCAGAGAAGAAGAAGACCCGCAAGAUCUCCCAGUCUGCCCAGGGUGGGUAG
Molecule: messenger RNA, 2342 nt
Organism: Struthio camelus australis
Lineage: Eukaryota; Metazoa; Chordata; Aves; Struthioniformes; Struthionidae
Source: RefSeq, a predicted model, not a curated record